Anisakis simplex (herring worm) is the source of this 1482-nucleotide messenger RNA. The record is from the annotation of a GenBank genome assembly. NCBI's taxonomy places the organism in Eukaryota, Metazoa, Nematoda, Chromadorea, Rhabditida, Anisakidae.
AUGGUCGAUACUGAGAGAACUCGUCAAUUAUUUUCAACACUCAUCCAGAAACCUCCUUUAACUGAUCACCUUCUUCAACGGCCACCAUUCAAAUUUAUACUCGACAUCAUCAAUGCCACCAUUCAAAAUACUGGAUUUCUUCAGGAUACGUUCUCAUCUUCAGAACUUGACUCGUCAACAAUGAAAGAUAAAACGGUGAAAGUGGAAUUCUUACAGAAACUAAUUGUUGCGUUAAAUAAUGAUGGUUCAUUGAAAAGUGUGAAAGCGUCGAAAAUUGUCGCUGGAAAAGAGCCUGAAUUGACGAAUUUAUUGUUACAGAAGUUGGCAGUAGAUGCAAUUGCAUAUCGUAAUCAAGAUAAAGCUAUGCGAGAGGAUGAGAAUGGAGCAGUGAAUAAGCUGAGUAAUGGUUCACUUAAAGAACAGAACGAGAGGGCUGUGCCUAAAGAAAACGCUAAGAAACAUGCAAAACAUCGUGACCGAACUUCUGACAAAUCAUCUUCUCGUAAGAAAACGGAUUCAUCGAACAAUCAAGACAACAGCAUCGCCCAUCACAAAAACGUUUUUCAUCUUGAUUUUCAUUCAUUUCUUAACGCAGCAUUCAUCUUUAGGUCAUCGAAGUCGUCAAAAGAUAAGGACAAAUCGAAGAAGAAGAAGAUGACAGAGAAAAGUAGUCAUGAGGAUGAGCAAGAAAAAAUGAUUAAUGAUUUGAUUGGAAAACGAAAAAGUUCAGUUGAUGAAGGCAAUUUUGAUGACGAUUCUGUUCCUGUGCAAACGAACGCAAUGAUGAAAGAUGCUGGGUCAAAUCGUGUUGAGGAUGAACCAUCUGGAACAGCAAAAACGGAAGACAGUGGUAUAGUUGAUGAUAUGUUAAUCGAGCCUGUUGUUACAACAGCACUGAUACUUGGUGAGCGGAAUACGGAUGAUAAUAAUAACGACAAUGAUGAUGAGGAAAUGAUCGUGGAAGCUGAUGAGCUGACAGUCGAAAACAACAACAGUGAACAUGUUGAUAUCGAUCAACUAGUUUGUGAUGAGCAUGGUGGUCUUGUGAGAAGAAUCAUCGAAACAAAGAAGGAAUUAGAUGCUGGAAUGAUGGCGGAGAAUGCUAGUGACAUGACGACGAGUAUAUUCGGUAUUUCGAACGAUAAUGAUCGCGAAAGAACCAAAAAUGAGGUGAACAAAAUGCAGAAGGCUUUACAACAAUUAACGCAGACCACCCAUCCGUUGGCUAAACUUUUCGAUUAUGUUCAGGAAGACGUUGAUAGUAUGAUAAAAGAAAUGGAUGAGUGGCGAUCAGAAACGAAGAAGAAUACGAUAGAGUUGCGGGAACGAAACGCAUCAUCGAUGAGCAGUGCUGAACGGUUGUUGAUGACUUUGAAAGAGCUGGAUUCUGAGAUAAAACAGAUGCGAGCCAAUAUCGCACACACCAAAGCGAAUAUCCUUGCCAACGAACAAAAAAUUCGAAUGCUCAUUCAAAAUCUUUGA